Messenger RNA from Cucurbita moschata (crookneck pumpkin), 768 nucleotides. Its product is annotated as protein RALF-like 33. The transcript has a single exon. The record is from RefSeq and is a predicted model, not a curated record. NCBI's taxonomy places the organism in Eukaryota, Viridiplantae, Streptophyta, Magnoliopsida, Cucurbitales, Cucurbitaceae. Bases 33 to 416 code for a protein of 127 amino acids.
UUCGCUCCUCUCGAAACCAACAGAGCCUCCAAAUGGAAAUCUCACGCGUUUUUUCCUUCCUCGCGGCCUCCGCCAUUAUCGCCGCUCACUUUCUGCUCUCAUCGGCGAUGGCCGUCGAUUUCUCCGGCGGUGACAAACUCCUCUUCGUCCCGGCGGAAUCCAAGUGCAGAGGCUCUAUCGCUGAAUGCUUUCUCGCCGGAGAUGACAAUGAUUCCGCCUUCGGAAUGGAGUUCGAGAUGGACUCCGAGAUCAAUCGCCGAAUUCUAGCGUCUUCUCGCUACCUGAGCUAUGGCGCUUUGAAAAGGAACAGCGUUCCUUGCUCUCGCCGAGGUGCUUCUUACUACAACUGCCAGCCUGGCGCUCAGGCCAAUCCUUACAGACGCGGUUGCAACGCCAUUACUCGCUGCCGGAGUUAAUUUCUUACCAAAAUCUUUUUUGGAUUUAGAAUCAUCGUCGUAUUCUACCGGUUAGUUCUUCGUGUGUUUAUACUGAAUAUACAUGUCGAUUUGAGUAAUAAGAUCCAUACAGAGGAUUGCAAAUGUAGUUUACAUCAGCUUCUCUGAGUCGUCUAUGAGUUUUUUUGCGCUGAUUCUGUUUUAUCCAGAGAUAACUGUUCUUGUUUGCAAUUGGUAAUACAGUGGUAGGAAGAAACACAGUAUUUCUGUAAAUUUCUGGUGGAUCUUGCUGAAUCUGCAGGGGCCAUCAUCUGAGUUCUUUAUUUGUUCAUGAUCAUUUAUUCAUUAUAAAUCAUAUUCUAUUCGUUUAUUU